AUGGUAUCAACGAACAAUCCUUGGCAUCUACUUCAUGAACAAUUAAUGCAAAUAGAAGACAAAAUGAAUCCAUCGGCACCAUAUGAAAAAUUCAUGAGAAAUAUUGUUUAUGAUAACCAAUGGCUCGAAUUCGAUAUUGAGAUUUUAAUACCGGACAAAGUUCCAUCGGCGAUCGUAGUUCAGAAGAUCAAUCAGUCCAUUGUGAUCACAAACUUUGUCCAUAAAGAUGGAUUGCUUCAUCCUUUUGAUAUUAUUCUUUCAUUGAAUGACAUGAAUUUUGUUGAUAUGCCAAAAGAAGUAGCGCAAUGCAUUCUCAAUGCACAUCAAGGUAAACUGAUCAAAUUUCGUAUUCGACGGCUACAACCAACUGCUCUUGAAACGAUCGAACUCAAUUUACAAAAGAAUAGUUUCUUCGACUCGGCGAAACUUGGUUUCACUCUAGAUGGCGGAGUUAGAAAAGCUCAAGAAACUGAUCCUGGUUUAUUCGUCGUCGGUAUUAAACCUCGAGGUCGUGCAGCAAACAACGGUCGUCUACGAAUUGGCGAUCGUCUAAUACAAAUCAGUAGUACACAUGUUACAGUUAAUCUGCAAUGUCUUGAGUUGGAUCAAGCUUUGAAACUCAUCAAGCGAAUGAGAAAUGAAUCGACAAGUGUAACACUUGUCAUCGCACAUCAAACACAAAAUUAG
Adineta ricciae is the source of this 687-nucleotide messenger RNA. Lineage: Eukaryota; Metazoa; Rotifera; Eurotatoria; Adinetida; Adinetidae. The record is from the annotation of a GenBank genome assembly.